GCUCAUCCCUCAGGGUCAGCGCAACAUCAGCGGCUGACUGACAGCGCGCAGCACCGAGCCAGGAAGGCAUUUCACCGCUUCACGGGAGCCCUGCGAGCGUUCUCUUCGUCUGAGCCGGAUUUCUAACACCUCAUCCUCUUCUCUCGUUGCUGAUAGAGCCUACAGCCGCCGGAACGACGCGCAUCUCCCUGAUGUUCCAUCCUCCAUCUUCGCUGCGAUAAAAAAAAAAAAAAAGGGGGGACAAAAAAAAAAACAAAACAGAACAAAACAUGAAGAGAUGACCGGAUCGUAGAGCUGACAGCCGGCUCCUGUUCCGGUGAGCAGCAGAGGAGCUGACAGUAAAUGAGAGGCCGUCACCAUGCCCCCAGGGAAGUAUGGGAUGCAGGAGGAAUGGGAGAAGGAGGGGGACCAGGCGAUCAACAUGGACUUCCUACUGCCUACUGGGAUCUUCCUCAAUUUUCCCGUGUCUCGAAACGACACCAUCAAAAACAUCAAAAAGAUGGUUUGGAAAAAUGCCAGAAGUGAGGCCCUGUUCUGUGCACUUGGUGAUCCGGAUGGAUAUGUCUUCACCUGCAUCAACGAGACAGCAGAAAGGGAAGAGCUGGAGGAAGAAUCGAGGCGCAUAAGUGAUGUGCGCCCCUUCAUGUGUGUCCUGAGGCUGGUGGGGAGGGAGGGUGACCGAGUGGAGAAACUCACAAAUGCCCAAAUCAGCCUGCUAAUUGGCAAAGGUCUACAUGAGUUUGAAGCCCAGAAGAACGACGAGGUGAACGAGUUUCGGACCAAGAUGCGCACGUUUUGCGAAGAGAAGGCUCAGGACCGACAGAGUUUGCCGUGGCAGAAGUGGAUGGAGUACAGCUUCCCAUGUGACCUGGAGCCGUGCAGCUCCCUGCCGCAGAGCGCCAAGUCAAAAAACAUCAAGAAGAUUUUCAUUAAUGUCAAGUUUGAGGCCUCUGAUGAAAGCUUCAUGCUGCAGCAGGACCCUCAGGACCUCCCCGUGGCUUUGAUGAAGAGCGCUCUGAAGAAGAAGGCCACCGUUUUUCGCUUAAUGCGACAGGAAUCUGAGGACUACACCCUACAGGUCAACGGGACAUGGGACUUCAUCUAUGGGAAACACCCCCUCUGUCAGUUUAAAUACAUCUUCUCAUGUUUGAGAAAUGGCCAAAACCCCCACCUUACUAUGGUUCACUACUCCACCAUCGUCAAAUAUCAGGAAGAGCAAGGCAGAAUGUGCAGCCAGGUGUACAAGAGCCGCUCUUUAUCCAGACCUCCUCCUCUGCCACUGAAGAAGCAAAACACCUCUUCUCUGUGGUCCAUCAGUGAGCCUUUCUACAUUCACCUGCUGCAGGGCAGCCGAGUCAAUGCAGAUGAAGGAAUGAAGCUUGUAGUGCAGGCUGGUCUCUUCCAUGGCAGCGAGCUGCUGUGUAAGGUGGUGACGAGCUCAGAGGUCGCAGUGAGCUCUGAGCCGCUGUGGAAUCAGAAAUUGGAGUUUGACAUAAACGUGGCGGACCUGCCUCGCAUGAGCCGCCUGUGUUUCGCACUCUACGCUGUCAUUGAGAAGACCAAGAAACCCCGCGGCACCAAAAAGAAGAAUAAGAAAGCGGACUGCCCGAUAGCCUGGGUGAACACCAUGGUGUUUGACUACAAGGACCAGCUGAAGACGGGGGAGUUCCUCUUAUCCACGUGGCCGUCUGUUCCUGAUGACAAAAGUGACCUGCUGAACCCGAUGGGAACCGUUGAGAAGAACCCCAAUGUGGACAGCGCUGCAGGGCUUCAAAUUCGUUUCCCCAACAUCCGGCCACACCCUCUCUAUUACCCUCCACUGGACAAGAUAUGUGACAUGGAGAAGAACGGUGAUGCAAGUUUUGCCACUAAAGAAGAGUACUUCAAACUAAAAGAAAUAAUGGACAACAAAAACUACACUGAGAUUUUUGAGGAUGAGAAAGAGCUCCUAUGGAAGCUCCGCACCGAAGUCCGCGACCAUUAUCCUGAAAGUCUGUCCAAGCUGCUCCUCAUCACCAAGUGGAAUAAGCGUGAGGAUGUAGUUCAGAUGGUGAGUUUACUGAGGAACUGGCCGGACCUCCCUGCCAUCCAGGCCUUGGAGCUCUUAGACUACAGUUUUCCCGACCCAGCAGUUCGUUCUUUCACUAUCAGAUGCCUCAGAAAGCUCAGUGAUGAUGAACUGUUGCAUUACCUGAUCCAGCUGGUCCAGGUCCUGAAGUACGAGUCCUACCUGGACUGUGACCUUACCACUUUCUUGUUAGAAAGGGCGUUGUCCAACAGGAGGAUCGGACACUUUCUGUUUUGGCAUCUCAGGUCAGAGACUCAUGUAGCGUCUGUGGGUUUGCGUUUUGGCCUGAUUCUGGAGGCCUACUGCAGGGGAAACAUCCAUCACAUCAAGCUCUUAACCAAACAGACUGAGGCUCUGGGCAAAAUGAAGGCCCUGAGUGACUUUGUCAAGUCGGGCUCCCAGAAGAUGACAGCUGAGGACCUGAAGCUGUGUAUCAGACAGGAGUCCUACCUGGAGGCACUGUCAGACCUUCUGUCACCACUCAACCCAAGCAUAAUACUUACAGAGAUCUGUGCUGAUAAGUGCAGAUUUAUGGACUCCAAGAAGCCGCUCUGGCUGAUGUAUAGGAAUCCCACAGCUGAAGGAGACAUGGUGGGCAUCAUCUUCAAAAAUGGAGACGAUCUUCGGCAAGACAUGCUGACCCUGCAGAUGAUUCAGCUCAUGGAGAAUUUGUGGAAGAAAGAGGGCCUGGAUCUCAGGAUGAUCCCGUACGGCUGCUUGUCAACUGGGAACAAGAUGGGGCUCAUCGAGAUUGUGAAGCACUCUGACACAAUUGCCAACAUCCAGCGUAACAGCAGCAACAGCGCCGCUACUGCUGCCUUCAAUAAGGACGCCUUGCUGAACUGGCUCAAAUCAAAAAAUCCUGAGAACAAACUUGAUCGGGCAAUAGAGGAGUUCACACUGUCCUGUGCUGGCUACUGUGUAGCUACUUACGUCUUGGGCAUUGGAGAUCGUCACAACGACAAUAUCAUGAUCAGGGAAACUGGACAGCUGUUCCACAUCGAUUUUGGGCACUUCCUGGGCAACUUCAAGAGGAAACUUGGAAUUAACAGGGAGCGUGUGCCUUUUAUCUUGACCUAUGACUUUGUCCAUGUGAUCCAGCAAGGGAGGACAAACAACAGUGAGAAGUUUGAGAGGUUCAGGGAGUACUGCGAACGGGCUUAUAAGAUCCUGUGCCGGAACGGGACACUAUUUGUCAACCUCUUCGCUAUGAUGAAGGCAGCAGGGCUACCUGAACUCACAUCCUUCAAAGACAUACAGUAUCUAAAGGACUCUUUAGCUUUGGGCAAAUCAGAGGACGAGGCACUGAAGAAUUUCAAAGUAAAGUUCAACGAGGCUUUGCGGGAGAGCUGGAAGACCAAGGUCAACUGGAUGAUGCACUCACUGGCCAAAGAUAACAGACCAUGAAGAACACUGAACCAAUGAAACCUGAGGACCAGCCAAAAAUGUAGAUUUUUAACUUAUAUACAUAAACAGAGUUGAUUAUUUUACAUGACGGAUGAAAUUCAAAGACUUUGAAAGAUUCUUUAGCAAAUGUUUACAUCUCAGUGGCCUGUAUGUGGUGAAUAACAACUAAGCAGAGGCAUCCAAAGACAAUUAGAUCAUCACUUGGAGCAUCACUUCCACACACGUAUUUCCACAGUGAAGAAAAUCCAUCACACUCAUCGUUCUCCCAUCCAUCAGUGGAAUGCCUUUGCCACAGGGGCAUAUCAACCCAGAUAAUAAACUUGUUUUUGAUUUGCUGAAAUUGCUACUUGAAAACCACCUGCUCAUGCAAAGUGUCAUGAAUCACGGAAACAGAAAGUUCAUCUCACCAACUGCAUUACUCAGCAGGGAGCAAGCUGCAAACUACCUUAAUGAUAACUUGAGGUUCUGUUCAGCCCCAGAGUACAACAACAGGGCGGCAGUUUCACCUCAAGACUUUCGUACGGUUUACAACCCCUGAUAGCUGUUAUGAAGCUGUGUCAUUUCCUCUCAUUUCAACUGUCUCUUUGCAAAAUGUGUCUUGUUUUUUUUUUUUUAAUAUAUAUGUAUAUAUUUCCAGUAAUGUAUUUUAUUUAAUUUUUGUAUCUACUUAACAAGUAUCAAAGAUAUUUUGCAAAGAUGUGAUGCAUUUUGUUGCUCUAACAUUCUUGUGUAAUGUUGCCUUGAAGUACAGUAUGUGCCAAUACACAUGAAGCAUUUUAAAAUUUAAUGUAUAUUAUAAGAAAAUGUAGGACUUUUAUUUUGAAAACAUGGUACACAGGCAGCAGCCUGGGCGAAAGAAAGGAGCAGUCUGAUUUCAGCCUAAUGCUAGUCUCAUUUUAAGAACUACACUUACUUUUUAGCUUAAGUGAGAAGUGAGUAUGAUAUGCUAAUCUUAUCCAGUUUAGGGUCACAGGGAGGCUGGAGCUUAUCUUAGCUGGCCAUGGGAAAGAGGCAGGGUACCAUUCCUCCUCACGUACACAGCUAUGGCCAGUUUCAAAUGAUCGAUUAACCUCACAAGCAUAUCUUUGGACUGCAGGACGACAACCACACAGGGACACACACAGGAGAACAUGCAAGCUCCACAGAGAUGGGCCCCAGCAGACCGGGAAACGUAUUUCUUUGAGGUGACAGUGCUAACCACUACACCACUGUGCACAGUCCAUGUUAAUUAGUGAGCUUUAAAAGUGCUGGUGGGCAGGCUGUUUUUCCUUUGGAGAGACUAGCUGUUUUGCUUUCUCUAUGCUAAACAAAGCAGACUCUCUCCUGGCUCCAGCUUUAUAUUUAACACACACAACGAGAGUGUUAUCGGUUUUAUUUUUGAUUUUCAUGCAUUUCUCUCUUGUUUCAAUGAUACAGCUGCAUUUGGCAGCUGGAAAAUUACACAUUUUGUUUUUGUUUUUUUUUUUUUGUCAGGUAAAGAUUUAAUUUGUUUGGAGAAAAUCCUUCAGUGCAUCCCAAUUAAGACAAUCUGUAGAUUCAUAUAAGUCAUAGACUUGUGGAUGUGUUUCUCAAAAUCCGGUACUGAACUCGUGCCCUCUGUGAAAAUGUAAACCUGGACUAUGUCUGCGAUCUCAGAAGAUGCAGUGUGUGCAUGUGCAUACGUGUGUGUGUGCGUGUGUGUGUGUGUGUGCGUGCGUGCGUGUGUGUGUGUGCGUACAUGCGUGCGUGCGUAAGUGU
Messenger RNA from Archocentrus centrarchus (flier cichlid), 5212 nucleotides. RefSeq names its product phosphatidylinositol-4,5-bisphosphate 3-kinase, catalytic subunit delta (gene pik3cd). Gene Ontology annotation, biological process: phosphatidylinositol 3-kinase/protein kinase B signal transduction; cell migration; phosphatidylinositol-mediated signaling. Lineage: Eukaryota; Metazoa; Chordata; Actinopteri; Cichliformes; Cichlidae. Gene Ontology annotation, molecular function: 1-phosphatidylinositol-3-kinase activity; 1-phosphatidylinositol-4-phosphate 3-kinase activity. The record is from RefSeq and is a predicted model, not a curated record. Gene Ontology annotation, cellular component: cytoplasm; phosphatidylinositol 3-kinase complex; plasma membrane.